AUGACCAUCAAUAUCAAGUUCCUCCUGUGGCUGCUGCUCUUGUUCAGCGCAUCGUUCUGCCACGGUUCCGAACUUGACAUCCAGUGCCUGAAAUCCGUGCAAAAAUCAGUGGCCGACCCAAAUGGCAUCCUAAAAUCUUCUUGGAAACUCAACAGCAGCGGCGUCAGCGGCUACAUAUGCGAAUCCACCGGCGUGGAAUGCUGGAGCCACGACCAGAACAGGGUCCUCUCUCUGCGCCUGUCCAGCUUGGGACUCCAAGGCCCGUUCCCCAAAGGCCUCGAUGACUGCACGAGCACGAUCGCGCUGGACCUCUCAGGCAACAGAUUCUCAGGGCCGAUCCCGUCGCGCAUCGCACACGACGCGCCGCACCUCUCGUACCUGGAUCUCUCGAACAACGGCUUCUCCGGCGAGAUCCCGGACAGCAUCGCCGACAUGGUGUACCACAACGUGCUCAACCUCGAGCACAACCGGCUCGACGGUCCGAUUCCAGAGCGGUUCAACGCGCUUGGCCGGCUAACGACGCUCAGCGUCGCCGAUAACUUGUUAUCGGGGUCCAUUCCUGCAUUGCUGCGGAAGUUUCCGGCGUCGCAUUUUGCUGGUAACCAGGGGCUCUGUGGUGCACCUUUGGAGCGGCCAUCGGGUGGCCGUCGGGUUCGUGGUGGCCUUCUACUUCUACUUGUACUGUACUUCCCGCGCUGGCUCGGCCUCUCCAAGAGGCUCCGUGCUUCCGGCUUGCGCGUGUGAUCGAUCCGCCCGUUUUGGAAAUUUGUCUGCCGCUGGCAGUUCUAUUCCGUCUCCUGUUGAAAAAGUUGCAUGUGCCGGUGCGUCGUUGCUUGCAGCGCAUAUUUCC
This is a messenger RNA of Hordeum vulgare subsp. vulgare (domesticated barley), 850 nucleotides long. RefSeq names its product inactive LRR receptor-like serine/threonine-protein kinase BIR2. Gene Ontology annotation, molecular function: protein binding. The record is from RefSeq and is a predicted model, not a curated record. The transcript has a single exon. Lineage: Eukaryota; Viridiplantae; Streptophyta; Magnoliopsida; Poales; Poaceae. The coding region runs from base 1 to 744 and encodes 247 amino acids.